Molecule: messenger RNA, 435 nt
Organism: Xenia sp. Carnegie-2017
Lineage: Eukaryota; Metazoa; Cnidaria; Anthozoa; Malacalcyonacea; Xeniidae
Exons: 2
Coding region: 1-435 (144 amino acids)
Source: RefSeq, a predicted model, not a curated record
AUGGUUGAAGUGCCUCAUGUAUUUGUUGGUGAUGAUGCUUUUGCAUUGCAAAAACACAUGAUGAAACCUUACCCCCAACACGGCCUUACAGAUGACAAGAGAAUUUACAACUACAGACACAGUCGUGCACGAAGAGUGUCAGAGAAUCUUUUUGGAAUUAUAGCCAACAGAUGGCGUGUUUUCAGGUCUGUGCUUUUGCUUUCACCUAGAGCCAUUGAAGAUCUGGUUUUAGCUGCAAUAAUAUUGCACAACUACCUCAGAAAGAGAACAUCCUACAGUAUUUACUGUCCUGUAGGAAUUACAGAUAAUGAAACAAGUGAGGGAGAACUGAUUCCUGGUCACAAUGCUACAACCGAAGCAAAGAACAUUAGAGAUAACUUCAAGGAAUAUUUCUGCAAUGAAGGAGCAGUUGAAUGGCAGUGGAAUUUAAUUUAA